AUGCCUGUGACUAUAGAUUCGGCUGAUAUUGAAGUAGGUUUUUGCAAUACUUCUUUAGAAUUCUUUGUCGUUUUGUUAAACUUAAAUUAUUAAAAUUAUUUGGCGCUUACCUUUGAAAUUGAAAAACUAAACGUACAUUGUUAUAGUUUUAUAACAAAUAUGCUACAUAUGUACGUAUUUCUUGUAGUAAAAGUAAACAAAAACUUUAAAAAUAUUUGACACACUUUUAUAAUUGUACUCAGAAAACGUAUUAACAUGCACUUUUAGGAUAUUCUGGCCUUAAACCCAAAAGUUAGGACAACUGCCAGUCUAAAACCGUCAAUUGUGACCAAAAAAGAAAAGCACAAUUGGAAGAGAAAUGCCGACAAAGGAUGUUUUGUAAGUUUACUGUAGGACAAGAACUUGACCUCAAAAAUUUGCUUUGAGAGAAGGCCAGAAUUAUUUUAACAAUCUAAUAUUUAAUAUAUUGUUAUAAUUUCUUUGUCUUUCAUGCUAAAACUAGAAAGAAGUCGGUAUUUUAUAAUCUCUUACUAUAUUGUUGUAGGAUAGAUAUAUAGCUUCAUUGUAUCCCUAAAAACCUUAAUCAUAAAUAUUUUUUACCUCAGCCUUAAAUAUAUUUUUUAAUGGUAAAAACCUAACCAUAAACUAGUUAGUUUCCGACCUCUGGUCAUUCUUUCUUAUAGUUUUAGUUAUUUGAUCUUUGUUAGUAGUUUUGUCAACUUUUCCUGUUUGUGCGGUCAAUAAUCAACGCUGAUUAAUGAGCCUAAAACGUGACUGAUAAGUCGACAAAGUUGGCUAUGUUACACCUUUGUUUGUGUAACUUUGUGUUUAUAGUAUUUUACAAUAUAAAAGUUGUAUUGAUACAACAAAAACAUUUUAAAAAAUUUUUACGAUCUUUGCAGAUACAAAAAGUAAAAAAACAACAAAUGACAAGCCUAAAAGAAGUAUAAGGCGUAACUCUAGAAGCCCAAAAAUAUUCAUGGUAUUCAAAUACCAUAAUCUGAGUACCAAUAUAAUUCCAGACAUGCAAAAACGAGUACGAGAACGAAUUCCGAGACAUCAAACAUACAACAUUGAGUGAACGAGGUGCCUUACGAGAAGCCUGGAGGUGCUUGAAGUGCGCUGAUGCACCAUGUCAAAAGUCAUGCCCUACUCAACUCGAUGUCAAGGCUUUCAUCACUAGCAUUUCUAACAAGGUAACCCUAAAAAACUUAAAAUAUGAUCAACAUUACUCUGUAAAUCUGCAAAAAAGUUAUGUAAAGCGACCUAUAAUAACAUAUUAACUAAAUUAGAUAUAAAAGUAUUCUAAGUGAUAAUGUUUUAGUGAUAAUAAUACCAAAUGCUUUUUCAGAACUACUACGGUGCAGCCAAGCAGAUCUUCUCGGACAAUCCCCUAGGCUUGACCUGUGGAAUGAUCUGCCCCACCUCCGACCUCUGUGUUGGCAGUUGUAACUUGGCCGCGACAGAGGAAGGUCCAAUCAAUAUUGGAGGACUGCAACAGUUUGCUACAGAAACCUUUAUGAAGAUGAACAUCUGUCAAACUUUGGACCCUGAAAUUGUAGACAACCGCAAUGUUGCUCACAACGAGAAAGUUGCCUUGAUUGGUUGUGGACCAGCCAGUUUGAGUUGUGCCACAUUCUUGGCUAGACUUGGGUACACGGACUUGACUAUCUACGAAAAGAAUGAGUAUAUUGGUGGGCUGAGUUCUUCUGAAAUCCCACAAUUCAGAUUGCCUUAUAAUGCGGUCGAUUUUGAGAUACAAUUGGUCAGAGAUUUGGGCGUCAAGGUAAGUAAAAGUUGCUAAAGUCGAUAUUCAAUUAGAUUAGAAAGACUAAGCCAAGAAAAAUUAAUAAUGGAAUUAAUUGUCCCUUAGCUCUACUAGCCGUGAAGCUACCCUAAAAACUUACAAAAAUAUUUAAAAUUUUUCAAUUUCAGAUCGAAACAAACCGUCGCCUCCACACAGCCGAUCUUACUCUGGAAACCCUUCGUGAAUCUGGCAACAAAGCCGUCUUCAUUGGAAUCGGAAUGCCAGAGCCAAAAAGAGACAAGAUAUUCAAUGGCCUAACUUCUAAUCAAGGAUUCUUCACUUCAAAAGAGUUCCUACCAUUAGUCAGCAAAGCAUCUAAACCAGGAAUGUGUGGCUGUAAAACAACAAAACUGCCAAGCCUACCUGGUCGAGUGAUCGUCCUUGGUGCUGGUGAUACGGCUUUCGAUUGUGCUACUGCUGCCUUGAGAUGUGGAGCUAAAAGAGUCACUGUAGUUUUUAGAAAAGGAUUCACCUCAAUCAGGGCUGUACCUGAGGAAGUAGGUUAUGUUAAUACAAAUUUUAUAAACUAAAAUAUUCAAAAAACUAAAUUCAUGGUAAAAUACAAAAACAAAUAAAAAAAUAAAACCUCAACAACCGUAAUAUAAAGUACAACUUUUCAGAUGGAAGCAGCUCGAGAAGAAAAGUGCGAAUUUUUACCUUACAUGACCCCAAAGAAGAUUAAUGUAGUUGAUGGCAAGAUCAGAUCGAUGGAAUUCACAAAAACAGAACAAGACCUGGAUGGAACCUGGUAUGAAGAUGAAGAACAAGGUCUUACACUCAAGGCUGAAUGGGUCAUUUCUGCUUUUGGUUCAACUCUUAUUGACGAAAACGGUAGGGUUAAAACUUAUAUUGCCCAACAUAUUAACAACACAAUACAAAACCUCAACUUCCAAUAUUAUUUUCAACGCCGUUUCUAAUACCUACAUUUCAGUAAAAGCGGCCCUCUCCCCAGUAGAAGUCAACCGUUGGGGUCUUCCAGUAGUUGACACCCAAACUCAAGGCUCUUCGGAACCCUGGGUAUUCUUCGGUGGAGACAUUGGUGGUGUAGCCGAAACCACCGUAGAAUCCGUGAACGAUGGUAAGACUGCAGCGUGGUAUAUCCACAAAUACCUUCAACAUUUGCACGGUUUCGAAGUCAGCGCAGAACCAAAAUUGCCAAUGUUCAGAAGUGCCAUCGACGAUGUUGAUAUCAGCGUAGAAAUGUGUGGAAUCAAGUUCGAGAAUCCGUACGGACUAGCUUCAGCUCCACCAACAACAUCCGGAGCCAUGUGUAGAAGAGCUUUCGAACAAGGAUGGGGUUAUGUGCUCACCAAAACUUUCGGUCUAGACAAAGAUCUCGUUACAAAUGUAUCGCCCAGAAUCAUCAGAGGUACCACACAUGGCCCACUCUUCGGACCUGGUCAAGGCGCUUUCUUGAACAUUGAACUGAUCUCAGAAAAGACAGAAGCCUACUGGUUGGAGACUGUCAGAGAGUUGAAGCGGGACUUCCCUACCAAAAUUGUCAUCGCUUCUAUUAUGGCUAGUUUCAAUGAACCUGACUGGGUUCAGUUGGCCAAGAAUGCCGAAGCUGCUGGAGCUGAUGCUCUUGAACUGAACUUGAGUUGUCCCCAUGGCAUGGGUGAACGAGGAAUGGGAUUGGCUUGUGGGCAAGACGAGAACAUGGUCAGAAACAUCUGUAAAUGGGUCAGAAAUGUGACUAAAAUACCAUUCUUUGCCAAAAUGACACCAAACAUCACAGACAUCCGUAAGAUUGCCACAGCUGCUAAAGAAGGUGGAGCAGAUGGUGUUACAGCAACAAAUACAGUAUCCGGUUUGAUGGGACUGAAUGCCAAAGGUGAAGCUUGGCCAAGGAUCGGUAAGGAGAAGAGAACAACCUAUGGUGGAGUUUCCGGAUCUGCCAUUAGACCAAUUGCCCUGAGGGGUGUCUCUGCCAUCGCUAAUGCUCUACCUGGAUUCCCAAUCUUGGCUACAGGAGGCAUCGAAAGCGCCGAAACUGGACUACAAUUCUUGGCUUGUGGAGCUAGUGUUUUGCAGGUAAUUUUUUUUUGAUUAAGAUCUAAAAUACCACAAAUUAAAAAAUAAAACGUACAUAAACUCUAAAAAAACUGCUUUUAGGUCUGCUCAGCAGUCCAAAACCAAGACUUUACAGUAGUAGAAGACUACAAAAACGGCCUAAAGACCCUCUUAUACCUUCGCGGGCUAAAAUCAUUGGCUGACUGGGAUGGCCAAAGUCCGCCAGUUGAGAAACAACAAAAAGGAAAACCUUUGAUCGCCAAGAACCUAAGUGCUCCAGCCUUCGGAAAGUACAGACAAGAACGAAAAUCUGUAGAACAACAACUUCUAAACAAAGCUGACCUUCUUGACACCAGCAGUGUCACUUUUGCUUCAAGACCGAGCGAAAAACCCGACAAAGUUCCAACAGUUAAUGUAAGUUGGAGAUUGAUACCUAUAACAGACAAAUAACAACACAAUUUAAAGCGAUAACUUACAAUAUUAUUUUAGGAGAUCAUUGGUUGUGCAUUAGACAGAAUUGGAGCUUACAAUGAGUUGACCAACAAAGAGCAAAAGGUGGCAUUAGUCGAUGAUGUAAGUUUUGCCUCUAAAACAAUUUUUUUAAUGAAUUUCUAACAAUCUAACAAAUAAACUACCAAAAACCGCAAAAAUACACAGCAACCUAAAACAAUAUCCCCCAAACUUACAUUUAAAACUUUAGGACCUUUGCAUCAACUGUGGCAAGUGCUACAUGACCUGUAACGACAGUGGAUACCAAGCUAUCCGCUUCGACGCCGAAUCUCACCUGCCAUUCGUAACCGACAACUGCACUGGAUGCACUCUAUGUUACAGUGUCUGCCCGGUACCGGAAUGUAUUCAAAUGGUGCCAAAAACAAUUCCGCACGUGAUCAAACGAGGUAUUCCACCAAAGAAUGGCAUAAACGGGUCUGAGCCGGAGAUCAAGAAGUCAAACGGGCGAGUUCUGAUCAGUAACUGA
Molecule: messenger RNA, 4796 nt
Organism: Bursaphelenchus okinawaensis
Lineage: Eukaryota; Metazoa; Nematoda; Chromadorea; Rhabditida; Aphelenchoididae
Source: the annotation of a GenBank genome assembly